Messenger RNA from Caenorhabditis elegans, 1277 nucleotides. It is a transcript of the gene F57B1.9, whose product is annotated as G-protein coupled receptors family 1 profile domain-containing protein. The transcript has 8 exons. Lineage: Eukaryota; Metazoa; Nematoda; Chromadorea; Rhabditida; Rhabditidae. Gene Ontology annotation, cellular component: membrane. Gene Ontology annotation, molecular function: G protein-coupled receptor activity. The record is from RefSeq and is marked reviewed. Gene Ontology annotation, biological process: G protein-coupled receptor signaling pathway; signal transduction. Bases 1 to 1074 code for a protein of 357 amino acids.
AUGCUUUCGAUUGUUCUUUUGUUUGUUUUUGGAAUAUUAGCAAAUGCUCAUCUGCAAUCUUCUGAUGGAGUUUCACCUCCUAAAAGUUCACCGCUUGAAGAGGUCGAUGCAGAGAUUCCUCCUGAAGAUAAGAAUUUUUUGUAUUAUUUUAUUAUUGCAACGUUCACAGCCUCGACAAUCAUUUCCACAUUGCUAACUGGAGCAUUUCUUGUUGCAUCGGUGAUCCUGUGGAAGAGAUUCAAACAUAUGAAAUUUUUCUGGUUUCUAUGUAUGCUCACAUUGUCUAUAUUUAUUAUUUCAAUUCUCAAUCUUCUCAUCAAUGUUCCUGCAACAUUAUUUUCUCUCUUAACCAAAGAUUUUGUGAAAUCAGAAGCGUUUCUUCUCAUUUCCUAUAUCAUAGACAUUUGCCAUUACACUAUUCUUUUUUGCAAUCUGGUGAUCGCAGUUCAGAGAUGUUUCGUUUUCUUUUUUCGAAACUUGGCGGACAGUGUCUUUGACACGCCAUUUAUGUAUGCGUGGAUGAUAUCUGUAUAUCUACUUUCACUAUUGGUAGUGUAUGCUAUGAUGUAUAAUAACUGCCGCUAUAGGUAUUCACUGAAUGUUCUACAUUAUGAACUUUAUUGUCAGACAAGUGCAGUUGUCAACUUGCCGCCACCAAAAGCAAUCUCAAUUAUGGAAAUAGUGAUCCAAUUUGCAAUUCCUUGUAUAAUUUUUGGGAUCUAUAUUGCACUUACAAUCAAGAUAAUGAUAAUGAAACAAUCAUCACUGAAAUCAAGUGAAAUCACCAUUUUAAAGCAAGCAUUCUUCGUAUUCUUUGUUUUUCAAGUAUCUUCUGUCGUGUUUCUUCUUUGUCAAACGGUAAAAUUCGGUGUGGCUACUGCAUUUCUUAUCAAACGAGUUAUCAAUACGAUGGAAAUAUUAGCUGGUGCGGCGACGCCUUGCUUCUUUUUCUUCACUUCAAAAGAAAUUAAAAAGAUGGCAUCAGUUAAAAGCUCUAUGAAUAAUUCUCAAGCUAGUUCGAAUAUAAGACUUCGGAAUGUGUCAAGUAUCUCUGCUCUUGGAUCGGUCGCAUGAUUCUUCUAUUUAAAUUCUCAAGAAUUGGAACUAUAACUUUAUACCACUAUACCACUAACAUAUGUUGUAAAGGGGACUAGUUUUAAAAUCUUAAAACGUGUAGAAAUGUACUUUUUAGCUUUCUAAAUAAAUAAUAUAAAUCAGAAAAUAUAUCAUGCAAUUCUUUUCUGGAAUAAAAUUUUUAAUCAUAAACUAUUCUGACC